Messenger RNA from Plasmodium yoelii, 4302 nucleotides. Its product is annotated as WD repeat-containing protein, putative. Lineage: Eukaryota; Apicomplexa; Aconoidasida; Haemosporida; Plasmodiidae. Gene Ontology annotation, biological process: tRNA methylation. The transcript has a single exon. Gene Ontology annotation, molecular function: protein binding. Gene Ontology annotation, cellular component: cytoplasm. Bases 1 to 4302 code for a protein of 1433 amino acids. The record is from RefSeq and is a predicted model, not a curated record.
AUGAAUAGCAUAAAAAGAAUUUAUGGUAACCAUGGGGUAAAAUGUAUGCAGUUUUUGAGCCCCAAUUUAGUAUGUAUUUCUUUUGGAAAUAUUAUAAAAAUAAUAAAUAUAAUAAAUAAAGAUAUAUUGUUAGAAUAUGCAGUUUCAAGUAGUAGUAACAUAUAUGGAUUGAUUUAUAAAAAGUGUGAUCAAAAUAAAGGUAUAUUAAUAUGUCAUGGGGUACAUAAAAUAUAUGCCUACAAAUUAUGCAUAGAUAAAUGUUCUUUAAAAUUAUUAUCUAAAUUUUGUUUAAAUAAAUGGAUAUUAAAAAUAAAAUUUUUUAAUUCUACUCAAAAAAAAAAUGACUAUACUUUAAUUACAUGUUUAAGCAAUGGUUCUGUUGUAUUAUUAGACAUAUAUAAAUGUAUUAUUUUACAAAAGUGGAAAUUUAAUGAUAUAUUUUUACUAUAUAGUGCCGAUAUUUAUAUAAAAAAAAAAAAAAAAAAAAAAAAAAGCUAUAAAAUUAUAAUAGCUGGAGGUACCCCCUUCAAUAAAAUAUUGCUAUGGAAUAUAAACAUCACAAAAAAGGAUGAACAAAAUGGGGAAAAGGAAAAAGAACAAAUCGCAACUCCGCUGGAGCAUUAUCAAGAAUUGGAGGGACAUAGAGGUAUAAUAUUUAAAGUGAAAUUUUUUAAAAAAUCAAAAUAUCUUGGUUCAGUAUCUGAUGAUAGAGAAGGAAUAAUUUGGUCUAAAAUAAAAAAGGAAGAAAAUGAUAAUAAUAUAGUUUUAAAUAAAUCUGCCAAUUUUCUGUUUUACUAUAAAAUAGAUAAGAUACUAACUGGACAUGAUGCUAGAAUAUGGGAUAUUGAAAUGUGCAGAUAUAAAAAUAAUAUUUAUUUCGUUACAUCUAGUGAAGAUUCUACUUGUAUUAUAUAUGAAAUACAAAAUAAAAUUAAAGAAAAUUAUAUAAACAAUAAAAGUGUGUGUAGACAAAAUGGAAUUCCUUUCAAAUAUUCAAGUACAUGUUCAGGAUCAAUUAGAUUUAUUUUAUUUAAUACAUCUUAUAAUAUUUUACUUUCAGGAUUUGAUAACGGUUCUGUACAUUUUAUUUCGAUUCAUACAUUAAUAAAAAAUAAUUCCAAAAUAAAUUGUAUAAAAAAUAAACAAAUAGAUAAAGAAAAUAAAUCAGAAUCUAUUUGUGAAAAUAAUUCAAAUCUUUAUUAUUAUGAUCCUGAUAUUUUAAAAAAAAAUAAUAUGAUAAAUUUUUUAGAUGAUAAUUUAAAUAAAGAAUUAGAUAAAACUAAUGAUUGGAUUAGGUCUAUAAAUCAUAUAAAUAUGACUAAUAUAAUAAUUUGUACAAAUUUUGGAAAAAUUUAUAUUUUAAAAACUAAUAAAAUAAAUAAUAGAUUAUUAUUGUUACAUAAAAUUGACGAUAAAAAUUCUUUAUUAACAUGUUUAACUUUUUAUGGAUUAAAUUAUAUUUGUCUUGGAUUUAGUAAUGGUUUUUCUUCUUUUUUAUUUUUAUCAAAUUUUAAAGAUAAUAAUAAUUCAAAUAUAAAUUUUUCAAAUUAUUUUAAAUGUUUUUCACAUCGAGUAAGUGAUAUGAAUCUAAUUCCUUUAUCUAAUUUAAGUUAUAAAAAAAUUACAUCAUUUAUUGAAUAUAAAAAUUUAGUUGAUAUUUUAUAUUUGAACUUAAAAAAAGAUACAUUAAAUAAUACAAAACAAACUAUUUUAGAUUCUAAUAAUACAAUUUAUGCAUCUACUGAUGAUUCUACAUUUUAUAAGCUUAUAUAUAAUACUGAAAUGGAAACAAAUGUUGAAUUAUCUAAAGUAGAAUCUUUUGUUUCAAACUUUUUAUUAGCCACAUUUGAUCAUACAGGAAAUAUCAAAUUUUUUGGAGUACAAAAUGAAGAUGGAAAAAUUAAUUUUAUUGAAAUAUCUGAAACAUUUAUAGAUGUGAAAAAUCAAAAAUCAAAAAUAAUAUCAUUUAAUUAUGCAUUAAGAGAAAAAUAUACAAAACAAGAAUCUCAAAAUAAUUUGAACACUUUGAUAUUUUUAGGUGAUGAAUAUGGAUGUAUUUUUAUUAUUUAUUUAAAAAUACCUAUUCAAAUAAAAGAAAAUAAAAGAAUAUACGAUUUUACAAAUUUAACUAUUAAAUAUAAAGACAAGAUACGGGUUCAUAGUAAUCGAAAAGUCUUUGACAUCAAAAUAAUUGAUGGAUUCAUUUAUUCGUGUGGCCAAAAUGGAAAUAUAAUAAAAUAUCAGUUAUAUAAAAAUAAAGUAUAUACAUUAUAUAAAUUAUGCUUAAUUAAAAUUCCAUAUUAUUCAUCCAUUUAUAAACUAAUUCCAAUAUUCAUUAAUACUAAAAAGGAUUCUACAUCUGACAAAAGCGGUUCUACAUGCGACAAAAGCGGUUCUACAUGCGACAAAAGCGGUUCUACACUUGCACCUGGUAAUGACACAACUUAUUCUCAAGAAGAUAAUAUCCAUAAUAUAAUUGUUUGCUGUUUUAAAGAAAAAAAAUUUGUUUUAUAUGAUUUAAAAAAUAAAAUUGAAUAUUUUUCAAUAGAAUGUGGAGGUUUUAGAAGGCCAUUAAGUAUUUUUAUGAAAUAUACAAAUAAUUUUAUUAACACAUUUUCAUUUUGUUUUUGUAAAGAGAAAAAUAUUUAUUUUUAUUUUAAAGAAUUGAAUCAAAAUAAAUCUAAUAUAAUACCAUAUAACCAAAUUUAUAUAAAUUCUGAUUUCCAUACUAAAAGCAUUUCUUCUAUUUUAUGGAUAAAUAAAAAUUAUUUUAUUACAUCUUCGGAAGAUGGGACUAUAAAAAUAUUAUUUUCUAAACCAAUUAGACAAAAUCAAGAAUCCAAAUCUGAUAUAUUUGACCAAAAAAAAAACACAAAAAAAAACACAAAAAAUAACACAAAAAAAAACACAAAAAAAAACACAAAAAAAAAAUAUAACAGUAGAAACUAUAUACGGAAUCGAAUUGAGGUGGUUCAAAAUAUUUAUAAUCAUAACGCACCAAUAUUUUCUAUUUGCUUUUUAAAAAAUUCAUUUUAUAAAUUUCGAAAUCUUCGAUUUUUAGCAAGUGUAGGUGCAAAAAAUUCUAUCAAUCUUUUUUAUAUUUUUAUAAAUAAUAAUAAUGUUCCAAUUAUGUAUCAUAUAGAAAAAUUAAAAGUUCCAGUUUUUUCAAGUAAUCUUCGAUUUUUAUGUGUUGAAGGAACAUAUAAAAUAUCAAAAUAUACAGAAAAUAGUUAUACCAUUCAUUUUGAUAUAUUUAUAGGAACAUCGAUGGGUCAUAUAUUUCGAUAUAAUAAUGGAAUAUAUGAAUUUAUAAUAUAUAAAAAUAUUGUUUUUACAAAAAUUCAAAAACAUAUAAAUUUAACAAAUUCUUACAAUUUACAUAGUACAAUUUUAUCAAUUAAUUUGGUUAAUAUUUUCAAAAAUAAAAUAUCAAACAAUAUAUAUAAUGGGUCUAAUCACAUUCCUCAUGAUAUGCUACAAAAAUCAGACUCAAAUAAAUUAUCUUUUUUUAUUAAAAAAAAUAACAAAAUGAAUAAAAAAGAAAUACAUAAUAUACUAGUAUGCGGAUUAAAUAAUGGAAAUGUUUAUAUUUAUCAUAUUGAAGAAACUAAAAUGAAUUUAUUAAAAAAAAUUAAAGUACACCAAAAUGGAAUUAAUCAAAUAGCUAUUAAAAAAAAAAAUAAUCGAAUUUUACAUAUUUUUACAUGUGGGGAUGACCAAUCUGUUAAUAUACUUUCUAUACAAAUUAAAGACAAAAUAAAGCAGUUAGAAAAUAGAGCAGAUGGAAAUAGUCAAAAUAUAUCUAACAAUUCUAAUACACAAAAGCGAUUUAAAAUUUUUAUUUUACAAAAUACUAACUUGCCCAAUUCACAUUACUCAUCAAUUAGAGCAAUUAUAAAAUUUUCAAAUUAUGUCAUAACAACAUCAUGGGACCAGUAUAUUUCUAUAUGGAAAAUAAAUGGGUGCAGCGCUAACAAAAACGGUGGAAAAAACAGUGGAAAAAACACACGCGGCAGUAGCGAUAAAAACACAUGCGGCAGCGACCAAAAUGUUGUUAGCUUGUCUAUUCUCAAAAAAUUUAAAAUGGCGGUUUAUGACGUCUCAUGCCUAAGUUAUUUGCCAGUUAAAAAAAAAAAAAAUAUUUUAAAAAAUUGCGAAAAUAAACUAAAGCCAUCAGAAUUCCAUAACUCAGAAUUCCGUAACUUAGAAACUAAUCGAACGAAUUAUAAUUGCAAAGUGUAUUUAUCAGUUGGUGGCACAAAUGGCAGUAUCGAAUGUUUCUCAUUAAGUCUGGCAAAAUAA